AUGAACAACUUGUAUGUGCUAGCCAAGGGUGCAUAUAUAGAUGAGGGGAGGGCCUCUGUGAGAAUGAAGGGAAACUUGGUAAAAACAAAUGGUGGCUUUGUAGAAGCCAGAAGAAACUACACAGGCUUAAGCACUCAUAUUAUGGACACUGGUAUAGGUAUGACUAAGGAGGAGAUGAUAGAGCACCUUGGGACAAUUGCCAAGUCGGGAUCCAAGGCAUUCCUAAGUGAGUUAUCCAAGGCAUCAGAGGCCAGUGCAAAGAGCAGUAUCAUUGGUCAGUUUGGAGUGGGUUUCUACUCUAGUUUCAUGGUCUCAGACAAGGUGGAAGUCUUCUCCAAGUCGUACAAACCUGGUUCUGUUGGACACAAGUGGACAUCUGAUGGACAAGGAAAAUUUGAGAUUUCGGAAGCAGAAAAUGUCCAGAGAGGCACAAAGAUAGUCCUUCACCUCAAAAUGGAUAGCCAUGAGUUCUGCCAAGAGGAUGUGAUCAAAGAUGUGACUAAGAAGUACAGUAAUUUUGUGGGUGCCCCAAUUUAUGUGGGAGGCAAGAAAGCCAAUACCAUACAGUGCUAA
This is a messenger RNA of Lingula anatina, 573 nucleotides long. RefSeq names its product heat shock protein 75 kDa, mitochondrial-like. Gene Ontology annotation, molecular function: ATP hydrolysis activity; ATP-dependent protein folding chaperone; ATP binding. Gene Ontology annotation, biological process: protein folding. The record is from RefSeq and is a predicted model, not a curated record. NCBI's taxonomy places the organism in Eukaryota, Metazoa, Brachiopoda, Lingulata, Lingulida, Lingulidae.